Molecule: messenger RNA, 5504 nt
Organism: Rhopilema esculentum
Lineage: Eukaryota; Metazoa; Cnidaria; Scyphozoa; Rhizostomeae; Rhizostomatidae
Product: myosin-IIIb
Biological process (GO): regulation of actin filament length; peptidyl-serine phosphorylation
Cellular component (GO): myosin complex
Molecular function (GO): microfilament motor activity; protein serine/threonine kinase activity; protein binding
Source: RefSeq, a predicted model, not a curated record
UUCCUUGACAUACAAACCAGGGGUGUGUCAAGGUUUCCCCUUUAAAAGUCCAUAUUCUCAUCUUUUAUCUAAUAGCUAUGGUCACUGUCUAGAAAUACGUUAUACUUUAAUUGUUUUAUAUCUAUUUCAAUUAACACUAAAAAUUGUCAAAAAAUGGAAAUUUUAGUUCAAUGGUUCUUCUUCACUUCAAUGAAACCCAGUGAUGAAACCCAACAAGUGCUUGGACGUUCUGGAGGAGGAUCCUUCAUGCUCCACCAAUGUUUUCAUUUUGAUACAAUGGCGGGUAAAGAAUGCGAAGAUUUGGCAGCGUUAUCAGAACUUGACGAGGAACUCGUUUUAAGUCAGCUAUAUAAAAGAUAUAACUCGGAUGCAAUUUAUACAUAUGUUGGUGACAUCCUUAUAGCCAUUAACCCAUUUAAGUCCUUGCCCAUAUACUCUGCCAAGUUUUCAGACCAAUAUAAAUUUGCACCAAAAGGCAGCAAUCCUCCACAUGUAUUUGCAAUCAUGGGUAAAGCAUACCAAGAUUUGCUUGGACUUGGGAGCAAGUCAGCCCAAAAUCAGUGCUGUGUUAUCAGUGGGGAAAGUGGAGCUGGGAAGACCGAAAGUUGCAAAUUAAUGAUAAAACAACUAAUAGAGCUCUGUGGAGGGUCCUCAGAACUAGAUCAGCAGAUUCUACAGGUCAAUCCCCUACUGGAAGCUUUUGGGAAUGCAAAGACAGUUAUGAACAAUAAUUCAAGUAGAUUUGGAAAAUAUAUUCAGUUGAAGCUGAAAGAGAAAAAAGUCGAUGGUGCAAAAAUAUCUGAAUACCUGCUUGAAAAAUCAAGAGUUGUUCAUCAGAAUCCUGGCGAGCAGAACUUCCAUAUAUUUUAUUAUAUCUUUGCUGGGUUUAAAAAGGAUCAAUUGGUCAAGCUACAUUUGGACAAGGCAAAACCUUACAGGUACAUCACAAAUGGAAUUUCAUCAUCAGUAAGAAAUUUUGCUUCCUGGGAGAAGGAUUUUGAUGAUCUUGUUAAUGCCAUGGACAUUGUUGGCUUCACAGAACAGGAACAGCAAGAAAUGUUUAGAAUAUUAGCUGGUGUGCUCAAUAUUGGGAAUCUUCAAUUCUCGUUGGACGAAGAUGACUUUGCUACUUUGCAGCCAGAUGAGCAUCUGAAGGCGUCAUCGUUUCUGCUUGGCCUCGAUUCUGUUAAUCUCUGUGACGUUUUGACCUCGUUUGUCACUGUCACUCGAGGCAGUCAUAUUAAAAGAAGAUACAAUAAGAUUCAAGCCCAGAGUUGUCGCGAUGCAAUGGCUAAAUCGCUCUAUGGGCGGCUUUUUAGUUGGAUUGUUAACAAGGUAAAUCAGUUGGUUGCCCCUGAGUUCAUUCUGGAAUCAAAAGAGAUCGGCCUUCUGGAUAUCUUUGGAUUUGAGCAUUUUGAGAAGAAUUCCUUUGAGCAAUCCUGUAUCAACAUGGCCAAUGAACAACUUCAGUUCUUUUUUAACCAGCAUAUUUUCAAAUGGGAACAAGAAGAAUACCACAGAGAAGGCAUUGACUGGAGCGAUAUCAAGUUUGAAGAUAAUCAGCCUACUUUGGACUUUUUCUUUGGAAAACCAGUUGGCUUUUUAACACUUUUGGAUGAAGAAAGUCAUUUUCCCCAGAGCACCGAUUUGUCGUUUACGCAAAAGCUAUCGCGGAGUUUUGCAAGUCACAAAAAGAUUUUCCAAGGACCACGAAGUGAUGCAAGUUUAACUUUCACAGUCAAUCAUUAUGCUGGCAAGGUUCAAUAUACCAGUGAUGGUUUCUUGGAAAAAAACAAAGAUGCUAUUCCACCUGGGAUGGUACAGUUACUGCAGAAGAGUGAUAACAAAUUGGUUUCUCAAAUCUUUUCUGCAACAAUCACUAGAACAGGAACAUUGGCUCUUCAGGGCAGAUGUACCCUAAAAGGCAAAGAUAGUAAACAGACAAGGAAGUUGAGUGCAUCAAGACAGAAAUUUAUGGCAAACAAAAAAGCAACGACAAUCGGAACUCAGUUCAAGAACUCUUUGUCUGUGCUUAUGGAAAAGCUGAAUGCAGCUGCUCCCCACUUUAUUCGAUGUAUCAAACCAAAUGCCGAAAAGGUUCCAUCUAAAUUCGAUUUCCUGUAUGUCAGAAGGCAGUUGAACUACACAGGGAUUCUUGAGACAACCAAGAUUCGCAAAGAUGGUUAUUCUGUCAGAGUUCCAUUUCAAGACUUUGUUACCAGGUACAAAGUUAUAUCACUUGAUCUUGGUUUGCUUCCAACUUCUCAAUCCUGUGCAUGGAUCCUUCACAUGGCAAAGAUGACACACUGGAAAAUAGGACAUACCAAAGUGUUUUUGAAAUACUAUCAUCUUGAUGUGCUGUCGGAAUACAUUCAGACUCUUGACAAAAAUGCUGUUCAAAUUCAAAGAGUUGUUAGGGGAUUUUUGGAUAGAAGGAGGGUGCGCAAAACUAGACUGGCUGCUGCGAAGGAGGCACAAACUGUUUCAAGUUUUUUAAGUCACAUCGAAAGAAUCGGGAAUUUCUUUGCGAAAAGGGCAUCAUCGAUGGAUAAGAUUCCAAUUAAUUGCAUGCCUUCGCCUUCCUCUUUUGAACCUGAAGACGAAUACUUCCCGCUCCCACCCUCCAGCAUGAUGAGCCAUAAAGAAAACGUUGUCAUUCGGCCUUUGAGACAACCAUCAGUUGAAGAAACAGUAGAAAGAGAAGAAGACGGAGAUAAUUUAGAGGUUGAAGAAGACACUUUCAAGCCAAAACCAAAGUACGAACCAAACAGAUUUGGGAGGGUUGGAACAAAGAAAGCAGCAGCGCGUUGGUUCCAGGAAACCCAGAUACCCAGAGGUGCUGUCAAUGGAUCAACGGGCAGUCCUGAUGUUUGGUUUCAUGGCUUGAUACCAAGAAGGGAAGCUGAGCGGCUACUUGAAGAUAAGCAAAAUGGUUGUUUCUUAAUUCGAGUCAGUGAAACGAAAUUUGGCUACUCGUUGUCGUUCAAGACACCUAUCCGAUGCAAGCACUUUUUUAUCGAGCAAACUCGAUCUAACAAAUACGUCAUCGUUGGUUUGCCGAAAGCUUUUGUUAGCCUCCACGACCUCAUUGCCCAUUACAGUAAGGUGGAAAUAAACGAUGAUGGAGAUGUUCUCACUGUUCCCUGUGGUCAGCAAAGCCACUCUCCUGACUAUGAAGACUUGUAUGCAGAGUUGGCAAGUGUCAUCAAUAAGAAAAAGGAUGAGAACUUUGGCUUGGUUCCAGUCGACGAACUACCGCCACCAAUACCCCUCAAAUCACGAGAAAUUGAAUUGAACAGAACGCUGUCUAAUGAGCUGCCUCCGCCUGUGCCUUUGAGAGCUAAAGAGCGAUUGCAACACAGAAAAAGUCACGAAGAAAUUGAUUUGCUACCACCACCCAUCCCAGAGAGAGCUGGAAGGAACAUGAAAAGGUAGACAUUGCCAUUUUACGUAUUUAUGUUUAUUUAUGAAUAUUUAUAGUUAUUUAUGUUAUUUGCCCUAGGCUCGCUGCAAUUUGUUAUUUGUAUAUUUUGAUCGUCGUUCAUGUCUGUAGCUUAAAUUUUUGUAUCAAAUAUAUCAAAGAUAUACGUAAACAUAGUUCUGCGUGUUUAAAUAGUCUGCACGAGUAAAAUAAACGUUUUCAUUUUGUUAAUUUUUGUGAAGCUUUGUGUCCCAGCGCUAUUUGAGAAUAGUAAUUACAACUUUGAAUUAAAUAAUUAAUUAUAAGACUAGCAAAAGCAAAUUGAAAAUCGUAGACAUAUUUAUUCACCUUUUGAAAGUAAACUUGCCUGCUCAGUCUAAGGUUUCUACUGGUUACCUUUAGAAAUUCAUUUGUAACUCUGUGUGUUUUACUUUAAUUGAAUCCAUUAUAGUUUUUGUAUGCUAAAUCUUGGCGUAGGAGGUGUAUAAAACUGUUUGCUCUGAAGCGGGAACUUUUCAGUUGCAAAUUUGUUUAGAAACUUUUGAUACACGAACACCGGAAAUAGUAAGAACGGAUUUAGGGGGGGGUGUAGGGGAUGCAACACCCCUCAAUAUUUCUGCAUCCUUCUGUGAAUUUUGCUUCUGUUCGGUAAGCAUCAUUUUGUCGUAGUCAGUAGAAACAAGAUAACACCAAUAUUUUAUUUUAUUUAUCUUGUCUUUCUUACCUUAAAGUUAGGAACUGAAUUUUUAAAAUGGGCGUUUCCGACAUUUUAUAGUGACUUGAAGGGUGUGGCACCAAAUCCAAUUACUGUCAACCCCCCCCCUCCCCCUCUCCCCCUCCCAAUCAUUUUUUCUUAGAUCCGUCUAUGUCCUGCACCGACCAUUGACCGGUCUCAGGCCACGGUCAAUGGUCUUUUGUAGCAAAAUGAUGACCAAAGUCUUUCUAGGAAGAACAUAGCUUGAUAACUCCACUGGAUACCCCGUCCACAUUAUAAAAGUUUACGCAAAGAUAUCAAGGCAAUGCAUUCUAUUUUUUCUUUAAAGACUUUUUUAGAUGUUUUUAUAUUCAUUUUGUACUUCUUGUUUGUUAGUGUAUUAAGUCUUUUGUAGUCAUUACUAAAAUGAAAGCGAAAUUGAACUGUAUCAUUAAUUGAGCUUAUAUGUCUUAGAUAAGGUAUUUAUAGAUGAGACCGGUAUGUAUGUUAUAAAUGGUUAUUUGAAAUUAGCACUAGCCCAAGUAGAACUAUUUGUUAUAAGAGUAAUUUUGUCUUAAUCAACUUUAUUUUGAAAGGUACAGACAAAAUGCAGGGGUAUGUUCUCGAUGUAAACUUAGGUAAUCGCGUUAGUAAAGGGUUGAGAGAAAAAUUAUGAUAAUAAUAAUAAUAAUAAUAAUGGUAUAAGGAGGGGACAGCGACAGAAUAUUUUUCUGAAAGUUCUGUACAGGCUCCUUAGUGACAUCGACUUCGUACCUUUUUAACCACUGAGGUUGUUUUUGUAUGCAAAUUAUCAUUGGGCUCAGUCAUAUGUCCAAGUCUUUCCAGCUUUUAGGAAUCUAGAUGCCGCUUCGAAGCUUCAUAGCUAAUUUUGAAGUAGCCUUUAUAGAUACUCCAAUCUAUGCUGUAAAAACCCGUUUAAAGAACCUGAUUCUGUAGCAGGAUGGAUUCUAUACUUUGACAUAAUGGCGCUCAUUGAAGGCACCCAGCCUGCAGUUUCUUGUAUUCAGGUUGUUACUUUAUCUCAGUUUUUCACCUUAAAGUUGUAAACAUAGCACCCCUUCCUAUCCUGCAUAUAAACCGACCUUCAGUUUCAACUCUUCUGUUUUCUCAUCCACCAUCUAUCUAAGUUUUACCAGUCACUACAGAAAAGAUAUUAAUACUCAACGAAAGCUUAAUAUUUUGCUGUAUAUUUAAUAAACUUACAAGUAUUAUUCUAUUUCACGAUGACUGAAAUAAGCAGAAAAUCGGAGAGCUGUUGUGAAUUUUAAACAUUGCAAAGCUUGUAAAUAAUUCUUUAUGCAAUUGGGAUUUUCGUUAGAUAGAUAAAUAUGUUUGAUGUUGGAUUUUACACACAUGAAUACUUUUGCA